AUGGUCUUUGUCGUUCUCUUUAGCUACAUGUCAUUCGGCAUUGCCCUCUGGUACUCGAUUUCCUGGCAGCAGACUCUGCGACAGCUAUCUGUUCUUCAGAUUGCCGUGAACCUGAUCCCGUUUGGGCUCGCUUCCACCGCCGCCGUCGGUCUUGCCCCCUAUCUCCUCCCCCAGGUCGAGGUGAAGCUGGUCAUGGCGGUUGGCGUUGUCACAUUCAUCGGUGCCGGUCUUCUCCUUGCCACUACGCCGAUGCAGCAGACGUAUUGGAUGCAAGUUUUCCCCGCCAUGCUGCUCAACAGCGUAACGCGCAACCACCACGGCAUCGCUAGCAGCCUCGACGGCAAAGUCAACCUGUACGGCAUCAGCUUGGGGCUAGGAUUCGCCGGUACGAUCGAGGUGGAGGUGGGUAAAAUGUCGAAGUCGUCGCUGGCAGGCGCCGCCGAAACCAUGGAAUCCAUCAUGUCUGGCUUCAAGGUUGCGCUGUACUAG
Molecule: messenger RNA, 489 nt
Organism: Cordyceps fumosorosea ARSEF 2679
Lineage: Eukaryota; Fungi; Ascomycota; Sordariomycetes; Hypocreales; Cordycipitaceae
Exons: 2
Coding region: 1-489 (162 amino acids)
Cellular component (GO): membrane
Source: RefSeq, a predicted model, not a curated record